UUUCGGGACGCACAUCCAAGGGGCACAAGUUACAUUACCCAAUGGUGGAGUACUGCACUUCAACAACAUCAGGUGAAGAUGUGCGUGAUUUCACCAAGGUGCUGAAAAAUAAGUUCAGAUCAAAGAAAUACUUGGCCAAGCAUCCUCGUUUGGGUUAUUUCCCAGUACAAACAGUCCUAGAAGGACACAAUCAUCGCCUUGGAAGCUUCAUCACGAUACUACUUUGCAUUUCUGAAGAGGGAAGAAGAAAUCAACAUGCAAAUUCAAUUCCAUGGUUUUGGAAGUCCCUUUGAGAACACGAUUCAUUUGCGCCGGCAUAAUGCUCUG
Molecule: messenger RNA, 327 nt
Organism: Stegostoma tigrinum
Lineage: Eukaryota; Metazoa; Chordata; Chondrichthyes; Orectolobiformes; Stegostomatidae
Product: utrophin-like
Exons: 3
Coding region: 42-293 (83 amino acids)
Biological process (GO): synaptic signaling
Cellular component (GO): plasma membrane
Source: RefSeq, a predicted model, not a curated record